AUGGUGGACAAUCUUGCAGAGGCUCUUCCCUCCUUCCCUGGAAAGGCCAAUCAUACAAGGUGUUUCUUGCACACCAUUAACCUGGUGGCGAAGUCGCUGCUCAAGGAGUUUGACAUGACGAAGAAAGAGGUGACUUGGGUGCUUGAUAACGAUGUCAGCAGCGAGAAUGACAUGGAGGACCUGCAUAUGGACAACUAUGCUGCUGAGGGUGCAGAGGAUGACAGUCUGCUGGGAGACAAUGAUGAGGGGUGGAUUGAUGAAGUGGAGUUGCUGUCUGAGCAUGAGCGCAAGCAGCUAUGGCAACAAAUAUGUCCGAUAAAAUUAGUGUUGGUGAAGGUUGCAUUCAAACUCAUACACUCCACCACUAUUCUCCUUCCUGCCUGGCAUGAGGCACUCCGUUCAUUGGAGGUGUCCGUCAUGCUGAUGCCUCGUGAUCAUCGAAAGGCUGUCGAUAUCGCAACCCAACGUCGGGAUUUGGGCCUGCGGGAGUUUGAGCUUAGUGAUGAGGAGUGGGAUAUUGCAGGUCAGCUGAGAGACGUGCUUAAGAUUCUCAAAGACGCAACUCUAUUCUUCUCACGUUUGACACCGAAUCUUGCAACAGUAAUUCCAGCCAUGGACCUCAUCCACAACGAGCUAACAAGCUACUCAUGCCACCCGAAAUAUCUACCAGCUAUUCAAGCUGCCGUCCAUCUAGCAAAGAAGACUCUCAACAGGUACUAUGAACUAACAGAUACCUCCGAAGUCUAUCGAAUCGCAAUGGUCCUACAUCCCCAUCAUAAAUUAUUGUACUUCAAAAAUGCCGGUUGGGAAGACAACUGGGUGAAUACAGCGGAAACACUUUCAAAGACAAGUUCAUCCAUGAGCAAGACCAAUAUCUUCGAUCAAAUGCCAGCCCUCGCACCACCAAAAACAACGGACCUCCACAAUGCUCUUGCAUGGUGGUACGAACACCGUGGAUUGUACCCACACCUCUCGCUGAAUGGGACUGGAUUAUUUAACCAUCCCUGGUAUGUUUUUAUUUUCACUCGUGCUACCUACUACUGCUACGUCACUAACCAAGUUGCAGCUACCUCAGUCGAUGUCGAACGUCUCUUCAGCCGCGGCCGUCUUUUGCUCUCGCAUGUUCAGUCACGCCUUUCCACAGAGUCAACACGUGCGCUGCUCUGUCUUGGAUUCUGGAGCAAGCUUAACCUUGUGAAGAGUGAGGAUGUCGUGAACGUGAGUAUGUUGCCCGAUCUGAAAGCAGAGGAAGAGGUGGGCCUGGAGGAUGGGUGGGAUCACAUUAUCAUCAAGUAG
This is a messenger RNA of Suillus discolor, 1296 nucleotides long. RefSeq lists its product as uncharacterized. The record is from RefSeq and is a predicted model, not a curated record. Bases 1 to 1296 code for a protein of 431 amino acids. Lineage: Eukaryota; Fungi; Basidiomycota; Agaricomycetes; Boletales; Suillaceae. The transcript has 8 exons.